AUGUAGAUUUGACAGUUGCACAAAAAAUAAGUGAAUCUAGAGAAAUUAAUAAUAUACAUAUUUCUAUGGAAGGAAUGCUUGAUGAUAACCAGAUUGUUAAAACAGUAUUGGCAGAACAAUUGGAACAUAAACAAAAUAACCCAGAUGAUUCUGAUAAAGAACUGCUAAAAAUUUUUACUACUGAAGGAUUAAAUAGAUUGAAAACUUUUAUUUUAUUUGCUAAACAAAUAAAUAAUGAUUUUUUUUAA
Molecule: messenger RNA, 248 nt
Organism: Dentiscutata heterogama
Lineage: Eukaryota; Fungi; Glomeromycota; Glomeromycetes; Diversisporales; Gigasporaceae
Source: the annotation of a GenBank genome assembly